Messenger RNA from Oncorhynchus nerka (sockeye salmon), 2317 nucleotides. RefSeq names its product sushi, von Willebrand factor type A, EGF and pentraxin domain-containing protein 1. The transcript is spliced from 9 exons. The record is from RefSeq and is a predicted model, not a curated record. Lineage: Eukaryota; Metazoa; Chordata; Actinopteri; Salmoniformes; Salmonidae. Gene Ontology annotation, molecular function: protein binding. The coding region runs from base 244 to 1245 and encodes 333 amino acids.
CGUGUGCUGAUGCUGUUCCUGUCUUGGUACCUGUCUGUUCUGCAUUAAAUGUUCAACUCCCUGUAACUUCUUCUCAUCUCUGGUCCUUUCAAAGCCAUCAAAUACCAAUCUCCAAUGACCAUUUUUCUUCUGAACUGUACUAAUUAGUCAUUGACCCAUUAUGUUUCCAGAAAAUCCAGCUUCCCAUGUCAUGAUCUGCUCUAUUUCCAGGGUGUGGUGGUGAGCCAGACGACGGCUCCCACGAUGGCUCCUGCUGUGAUGAACACCACAUUCAUUGAGAAUGUGACGGCAACCACCAGAGUCAGUGAGACCACCACAGUCAGUGAGAGUGUGACCUUGACCACACCCAUGAUCCUCAGCACCACAUCUCCAGGCUGCUCUGCCCUCAACACCUCCACCUGUGAGACCUGUGUCCCAGGGUCCUACUCUGACAAUGACACCCUGCUGUGUUCCUGUUGCCAUGAGCCAGGGCUGUGUCUGUUCGCUGGGGCUUGCCUCCCAUGUUCGAGAGGGUUCUUUCAGCCUCUGGCUGGACAACAGCGAUGUCAGCCCUGCAGUCAGGGUUUUUACACCAAUUUUACCGGCAGCCUUAUGUGUCAGUCCUGCUCCCCAGGCUCCUACAGCAACAACACAGGCUCCGACUCCUGCCGAAGCUGUUCUCCAGGUUUCUAUACAUCACAACAAAAUGCCACAUCGUGCAGUCCAUGUCAACAGGGAACGUUCUGCAACUCCUCCAGUUGUGCUCUGUGUCAGAUCUGUCCUGCUGGUACAGAGUCUCUGCAGCCAGCUGCCAAGGAGUGCACACCUUGUCGUCCAGGUAUGCACAAGGCUCCCCGUCAGAGUAUGUGUCAAAUCUGCAGCAGCGGCUUUUUCCAGAUCCGCUGGGGCCAGGAGACCUGUAACCUCUGCCCUGAAAACCACUACUGCCCAAGUCCAGAUGUGAACCCCAUCCUGUGCCCCGGUGAUGCCUUCUGUCCUGAAGGCAGCACUGCUCCAGGUUACUGCAUGGAGACAUUCUUUCGCAAGGCAGGGGAGGAGUGUGAGCUGGCCCCCGUCACCAUUGCUCUACUUGUCAUCGGAGGAGGAGUGGCCCUACUCUUCGUCAUCCUGCUGGUGUUGCGUCGAAGGCGAGACACAGACGGAGAGCUUUCCCUCGUACGACAACCUCUGUUACGCAAAGAGCGGCCGCAAGGUCGAUACUACGGGAUCCCAUGUGAUGCCGAGCCAGUAUACGCUGGUUGGUGAGCAUGUCCUCAGCCCCAUCUGAUGCCUCCAAUUAUUGGGGUCAAAUGUCUGGCUUUCAGAGCAGAAUCAGCUGAAUUCUAUGUGCCUCAGCUUUGCACUAAUGGACCAUAAGAGAAAGCAAACUCACACCAAAUCCUAGCCAUGAUUUACUAUGUCCAUUUGAGUACUUUUGAUAACUCACCAGCUCUUUCAUGCGGUACGUCUUUUAGAUGUAUUCUUUUAUUUAUUUAACUAGGCAAGUCAGUUAAGAACAAAUUCUUAUUUUCAAUGACGGCCUAGGAACAGUAGGUUAACUGUCUUGUUCAGGGGAAGAACGACAGAUUUUUACCUUGUCAGCUCGGGGAUUCGAUCUUACUAGUCCAACGCUCUAACCACUAGGCUACCUGCUGCCGUCAUUCUUGACAAGCAGAAGUGUUUUUCUUCUGUAUUUUGUGCUUUAGUGAAGGCUGACCCUAUUACAUUUGUUAAAAAGAAAAACACUGUUCUUUAAAAGAAAAGUAUAUUUGUAUGUUUUAAAGAAAAACACUGACUCCAGUCCAGGGUAUAUUAUACUGGAAUAAAGCACAACUUUGCACUACUUAAGUGAAAUUCUGUUGUAUAAUUACUAGCCUAUAAAAUAAGAUGCAGGCUGAAGUUAUUUCCAUGAUGCAAGUUUAUUAACACAAUGUCUGUAAAACACCAAACGGAUGUUUCAUGAGGUGUGCGAGCAAGAAAACUAACUUUUUACAGGAUCGCGUACUGAUUGUCCUAAUGUGGUACACCGUAAUAGUUCAUUGCGUAACAAAAAAAGAUGGGGGGCCACCAUGUCAAGGAACGUCUCUGGUAUGUAAUGCUUUGCCACAUUAUUCAGAUAAUAGCUACCUGUGAUCAAUUCAAUGUUUUCUGUAAACUCUAUUGCUCUGUUUUACAAUCAUAAUAGCUAAUCUCUUGCCUAACAAGGCAACUUUCGUGGCUAUGAUUACCACAUUCUAAGGUUAUCAAAUGCCAGCUCAUACAUACUCUAGUCAGAUUAAUCGGUAGUUAUACACUGAGUAUACAAUACAGAAUGUUGAGUAAAAUUAAUUUAAACGUA